Messenger RNA from Calliphora vicina (urban bluebottle blowfly), 861 nucleotides. Its product is annotated as GATA zinc finger domain-containing protein 14-like. NCBI's taxonomy places the organism in Eukaryota, Metazoa, Arthropoda, Insecta, Diptera, Calliphoridae. The annotation marks the transcript as partial. The record is from RefSeq and is a predicted model, not a curated record. The transcript has a single exon.
AAUAAUAAUAAUAAUAAUAAUAAUAAUAAUAAUAAUAAUAAUAAUAAUAAUAAUAAUAAUAAUAAUAAUAAUAAUAAUAAUAAUAAUAAUAAUAAUAAUAAUAAUAAUAAUAAUAAUAAUAAUAAUAAUAAUAAUAAUAAUAAUAAUAAUAAUAAUAAUAAUAAUAAUAAUAAUAAUAAUAAUAAUAAUAAUAAUAAUAAUAAUAAUAAUAAUAAUAAUAAUAAUAAUAAUAAUAAUAAUAAUAAUAAUAAUAAUAAUAAUAAUAAUAAUAAUAAUAAUAAUAAUAAUAAUAAUAAUAAUAAUAAUAAUAAUAAUAAUAAUAAUAAUAAUAAUAAUAAUAAUAAUAAUAAUAAUAAUAAUAAUAAUAAUAAUAAUAAUAAUAAUAAUAAUAAUAAUAAUAAUAAUAAUAAUAAUAAUAAUAAUAAUAAUAAUAAUAAUAAUAAUAAUAAUAAUAAUAAUAAUAAUAAUAAUAAUAAUAAUAAUAAUAAUAAUAAUAAUAAUAAUAAUAAUAAUAAUAAUAAUAAUAAUAAUAAUAAUAAUAAUAAUAAUAAUAAUAAUAAUAAUAAUAAUAAUAAUAAUAAUAAUAAUAAUAAUAAUAAUAAUAAUAAUAAUAAUAAUAAUAAUAAUAAUAAUAAUAAUAAUAAUAAUAAUAAUAAUAAUAAUAAUAAUAAUAAUAAUAAUAAUAAUAAUAAUAAUAAUAAUAAUAAUAAUAAUAAUAAUAAUAAUAAUAAUAAUAAUAAUAAUAAUAAUAAUAAUAAUAAUAAUAAUAAUAAUAAUAAUAAUAAUAAUAAUAAUAAUAAUAAUAAUAAUAAUAAUAAUAAUAAUAAUAAUAAUAAUAAUAAUAAUAAUAAUAAUAAUAAU